Messenger RNA from Danio aesculapii, 1261 nucleotides. RefSeq names its product ribosomal L1 domain containing 1 (gene rsl1d1). The transcript has 9 exons. Gene Ontology annotation, cellular component: 90S preribosome. Bases 1 to 1122 code for a protein of 373 amino acids. Lineage: Eukaryota; Metazoa; Chordata; Actinopteri; Cypriniformes; Danionidae. The record is from RefSeq and is a predicted model, not a curated record.
AUGCGCUGUUUGCUCUUUUGCUACACGUGCAGCAUGGAGUCCCCACGAGAUGAGUUGAAUGUCGACCAGUCUCAGGUGAAAAAAGCAGCACAGGCAUUACAGGCGUUUAUAAAAAACAACACAUCGUCCCAGAAACUCUUCCAGAAUGACGGUCAGCCCAUCUCUCUGCUUUUUACCUUAUGGAAGAUUCCUAAAAAGGAGCAAACCAUUCGCAUUCCGUUACCCCAUGGAUUGAGGACAGAAUCUGGAGACGUGUGUCUCUUCACCAGAGAUGAACCCAACAUGACUGCAGAACAGACGGAACGAUUUUACAAGAAGUUACUCACAGAGAGAGGGGUCAAAAAUGUCACAGAGGUGAUUCCCUUCAAGGUGUUGAAGACUGAGUAUAAGCCAUUUGAAGCAAAGAGAAAACUGCUUGGCAACUUUGAUUUGUUCCUGUCAGAUGCACGCAUUCGGUUCAGGUUACCUUCCCAAAUUGGGAAGCAUUUCUAUGAAAGGAAGAAGGCUCCUUUGUCAGUGGAUCUAGAGAGUAAACAUCUGGCCAGAGACAUGGAGCGCCUCAUUCAGGGCACAACCCUCACCGUCUCAACUAAAGGCCCUUGCUGCAUGGCACGUGUGGCACAUUCAGAAAUGACAGCAGAUGAGAUCGUUGAGAAUGUGAUCACAGCCGUUUCCACAAUUUCAACAAAGUUAGCAUCUACAGGAAAAAACAUAAAAAUCAUCCAUUUGAAAAGUCAGACAUCAGUAGCGCUACCCAUCUACACCUCUGAUCUGAGUCAUCUCACGUUGGUGGAGGAGGCCCAGAAGAAAGCCCGUUUAACAAAGGGAGCGCAAAAGAGGAAGAGAAAAACUGAGAAUACAGAAGCGCCCAAACCAGUAACUAAAGAGAUGGAGGAAGAGAGAGACAGCGAAGAGGAAAUACCACAGCUGGUGCCAAUCGAGACGCCAAAGAAAAAGACAAAACGGGAGGGCCUAUCUAAAAAAGGACUGAAAAAAGUGCCCAAGCCUGCUGCUGGCAACAGUGUGAAGAAAUCUGUAAAAGACAAAAAACUUGUCAAGAAAACACCCAAAUGCACAGAACGUGAUCUGAAAAAAAAGAAGCUAAAAACAAAUAAAACCUGAAAAUGCAAUUACCACGCUGCUUUAACUAUUUACAUAGACGUAUUAUUGAACAAUAUUUUGUAUCUCACAGUUGUCAAAGUUCUUGUAAACCUUUUGUUCUGGUGGAAUCAACAGUGAAUUAAAAGAAUUUAAAAUCGGA